Messenger RNA from Talaromyces amestolkiae, 1836 nucleotides. RefSeq lists its product as uncharacterized. The record is from RefSeq and is a predicted model, not a curated record. NCBI's taxonomy places the organism in Eukaryota, Fungi, Ascomycota, Eurotiomycetes, Eurotiales, Trichocomaceae. The transcript has a single exon. Bases 1 to 1836 code for a protein of 611 amino acids.
AUGUGUAUUAAAAACAUGGCCUUUCUCAAACCCCAUCUCCGUCGAAAAUCGAGCGAGCGAUCACGACCAGAAAGCCUGGGUACGAGCGUGAGGCAUCGUAAAUCAGAAUCUAGUCCGUCACGGACCGCCUCAGUGCCGGAUACGGAGAAGAAAUCCGAAAUCGAUGUUGAAGUGGAACAUUUGUUCCAACAGGCAACGGAUACAAACAGAGGCCAUACUUCUGAUCAACGCGAAGAUCCAAAAGAAGACUCAUCUCUGCUGCAUAAACUGAUGAGACGCAAGGAUCCUAACUCUAAAUCGACCGGCCUAACGGUAGGAAUUAGAAGAUCCUUUUCCCAGCGAGUGCGUCCGAAAUGGUCAAAUGAACCGAAGCCUGUCGACGAUACAGUCACACGAGGUAGUUCUCUGGAUUUCGCCAGCGAGACCGGUUACGACAGUGAUGCAGCAUUCAUCACUAGCCCACGUUUCUCUGAGCAAAGCUGGGAUUCUAGACCCCAUUCAAGCCCGUUUACCCUGGACAGAACGAUGACCUCGUUGAACCACGUGCUGGCGGAUGAUAUGAAAAUACGGCCGGGUUUUAACGAUGAUAACGAAGCUAUCGUCUUGCCAUCUACAAGGCACCUACCUAAUGUUCUCUCGAUUUCUAAAAGAAGAAGGGGGAAAACUGAGCAUCCUGUCGACAGGAACGGUCGAUGUUCUCGAUGGGUACCAAGUAUUCAUCUCAGUAGUGAAGGUGAAAGACCAAAAGAAACCCCUGCGCUUACCAAGAGCGUUCCAAAGAAGAGCCGCUUCAUGGAAUUAUUGGACCAUCCCGGAUUACAAGGCAAAGCCUCAAUUCAACAACCUCGGAAAGUGAGCAUUGGGUGGAUGUCGGAGGGCAAACGUUGUGGAUAUGGGUAUUCUUUUGUCGACAAGGAUGAGAACCACGCUUCUGGUGCUACGGAUGGGCCGGGUGAUAAUUCACUUGAGACUGAAGAGAGAAAGUCAGUUGCCGAUGAUGACGACGCGAGCAAUGCUUCCUUUACUACUGCGGUACCGGCAGACAACUUGUCUGAGACUGAAUCUGGGUCGGGUACAGAUGCAACAUUAGUCGAUAACGGUCGAGGUGCUUCGCUUCGCCAGUCAACUGUCGAGGCUUUUUCUGAGCUAGAAGACAAAGAUUCUAUUCAAGUGCCUGAAAAGGUGCCCGAAAAGAAUCUUAGCCAGUCGAAUGCCAAGGAUUCCUCUAAGCCUGACUUCGUAUCAUCUUCCUAUCGACGACAACGAUGGACCUUGUUCCCUAGCUAUACCAGAGCCGAGAGAAACAAAGUGACAGAUCCCAAUGAUGCAGUUAUUGUCCGGGACUUCUGCCCCAAAGCGUCUCCAGACAGACCUCAGCGGGAAGAUAAUGACGACGAAAAGAAACACGAUCUGGUGGUCAAAGCUAUUCGUCAAGGCUUCCACGACACCUUUCUCUGGGUGAUCGGUCUCGGCAAACGUGAAAUAGCACGAUACCAUGCCGGAUUUCAGGUGCAAGCAGCUCGAUCUCACGAAAACGUUGACCUUAUAUUUGAACCGACAGUUCCCUUUUGGGACCAUGUUCCAAAAGAGGAAUUGGGAGAUUAUCACAUUGAAGCCUGGCGAGCGGCGAAGCGUCGACCGAAGAAGCGAUCCCGUAAUUUGAGAAAGUUUAGAGUGUCGGUUACUCAUAAUUUUGAUGCUGCUAGCAAAAAACGAAAGAGGUCGAUGCCGUCGCCUCCGUCUUCGUCGUUGAGCCAAAAAUUUCGAGAAGAUAUCCGUUGUGAACUUGAGAAUGGUACGAAGUAUGUUGGCAGGAGGCACAGUGCAAAGUUUUGA